GAAAGUGGGGGAGGGCGACCAAGCAACUUUUUUUUUGGAUGAUUCUAAACAACUUCCACGCAGUUAUUUCUAUUUUUUGUCACUUUUGGGUCGCUUGGCACGUCGUUUCAGCCGCGGAUGUGAAGUUUACAAAGGUUUUGGAUUUGGAUAAUGAAGGAAUUUGGAUACAUCCAGCGCGCGUCACAGCAGCAGCGAGGAUUGGAAGGUUUUUGGAGGAUUUCUGAAACACACUGCUGAGUUUUUGGAGGCUUGUGGAGAGUUUUACGUUUGGAUAUGAUGUUUUACUUCUGUUUCUGGGUUAACUGAAGUGUCCAAACCGCGCUGUAGCCGAACACUGUUGUGGAGCACCGUUGCGUCGCUCUGUUCCAAAAUGUCUUCCCGGGGCCCCUUUGUUGCCUCGUUUUGUGGGAUGCUUUGGCUCUGGACCUCCGUGUUGGUGUUUUUGGUUCAUUUUUCGGACGCGGUGCUGUCCACAAACGUGCCAUUUUUUGAGGAUCGAUGUAAGAAAAGUGCAACUUGUGAAGCGCUGAAGUACAACACAUGUCUGGGGUCCCCGUUGCCGUACACGCACACGUCCCUGGUCCUGGCAGAAGACUCAGCCACACAAGAAGAGGCGUUUGAGAAAUUAACCAUGUGGUCUGGUCUGAGGAACGCGCCUCGGUGCUGGUCCGUGAUCCAGCCGCUGUUGUGCGCCGUGUACAUGCCCAAAUGUGAGAACGGGAAAGUGGAGCUGCCGGGACAGAGCCUGUGUGCUGCCACUAGGGCGCCCUGCAGCAUCGUGGACCGGGACAGAGGAUGGCCCAACUUCCUCACCUGCGACAAGUUCCCCACGGGCUGCUCUAACGAGGUGCAGAAGCUGAAGUUUAACACGUCCGGCCAGUGCGAGGCUCCUCUGGUGAAGACAGACAUCCAGUCGAGUUGGUACAAAGACGUGGAGGGCUGUGGGAUCCAGUGUGAUAACCCCCUUUUCACCGAGGACGAGCACAGUGACAUGCACAGAUACAUCGCUUACUUUGGGACUGUCACUCUCCUCUGCACCUUUUUCACUCUGGCCACGUUUCUUGCCGACUGGAAGAACUCAAACCGUUACCCUGCGGUGAUCCUCUUCUACAUAAACGCCUGCUUCUUCGUGGGUAGUAUCGGCUGGCUCGCUCAGUUCUUAGACGGAGCUCGAGAAGAGAUCGUUUGCAAAAGUGACAACACCAUGAGACUUGGAGAGCCCUCCUCUUCAGAGACGUUAUCCUGUGUGACCAUCUUCAUAAUCGUGUACUACUCACUGAUGUCUGGAGUCAUCUGGUUUGUGAUGCUGACCUACGCCUGGCACAUGUCCUUUAAGGCUCUGGGCACCACGCACCAGCCGCUCUCCGGGAGGACCUCCUACUUCCACAUGGUCACGUGGUCCAUCCCGUUCGUCCUCACUGUGGCCAUCCUCGCUAUCGCCGAGGUGGAUGGAGAUUCAGUGAGCGGAAUCUGUUUUGUCGGAUACAAAAACUACAAAUACAGGGCGGGUUUUGUUUUGGCGCCGAUCGGAGUGGUCCUGGUGGUUGGUGGUUACUUCCUCAUUCGGGGUGUAAUGACGCUAUUCUCCAUCAAGAGUAAUCAUCCGGGGUUGUUAAGUGAAAAAGCAGCCAGUAAAAUCAAUGAGACGAUGCUGAGACUUGGUAUAUUUGGAUUUCUUGCUUUCGGUUUUGUCUUCAUCACAUUCGGGUGCCAUUUUUAUGACUUCUUCAACCAGGCUGAAUGGGAGAGGAGCUUCAGAGACUAUGUGCUGUGUGAGGCGAAUGUGACCAUAGCGUCCCAGACCAACAAGCCGAUCCCAGAGUGCACCAUAAAGAACCGUCCCAGUCUGAUGGUGGAGAAGAUCAACCUGUUCUCCAUGUUUGGGACCGGCAUCGCCAUGAGCACCUGGGUCUGGACCAAAGCCACCAUCCUCAUCUGGAAACGCACAUGGUUCAAGAUAAUUGGCAGAAGUGACAAUGAGCCGAAGCGUAUUAAGAAGAGUAAGAUGAUCGCCAAAGCCUUCGCCAUGAGGAAGGAACUGCACCAGAACCCAGAGAAAGAGCUGUCCUUCAGUAUGCACACUGUGUCACAUGACUGCCCUGUCGCUGGUAUAAAUUUUGACAUAAACGAGCCAUCCAAUGACAUGUCAUCUGCCUGGGCUCAACAUGUGACUAAGAUGGUGGCCAGAAGGGGCGCUAUUCUGCCACAGGAUAUCUCAGUCACCCCCACCGGGACCCCAGUACCUCCUCCAGAAGAAAGGAGCCGCCUGUGGAUGGUGGAAGCUGAAAUCUCUCCGGAAAUGAUCAAGAGGAAGAAGAAGAAGAAGAGGAGAAAGAAGGAAGUGCGUCCGACCGAGGAGACGGAGGAGAAAGUCCCGCACCCGCAGCGAGAAUUCGGGCGCAGCUCCGUCCCUCGUCUGCCCAAACUGCCCAACCACCCGAGUCUAGUGGCAAAUCUCAGACAACAGCAGCAGCAGCUUGAGGAAAACGUUCUUCCAGGAUCGUACCAGGACGUCCCAGUAUCUCAUCCUAUGGCUUGCGAAGAACCAUAUCCGUAUCCGUCCUGCUACAAAAGCCCCCCUUCGUAUAACUGCAGCCUAAUGUCGGAUCACCUCCCUGUAAAUGAGCGAGCGGAAGAUUUAGGGAUUGGACCGUGUUUCCAGGGAGGCUACGGAAGGAGGAUGGAGCAGAGGAGGGAGAGAGGGGAGAAGGGGGAGAGGUCCGCCCCCGUGUCCAGAGCACCGGGAGGGCGUUGGGCUGGUCCCAUCAACUCCAGGACAAAUCUGAUGGAGGCGGAGCUUAUGGACGCGGACUCGGACUUUUGAAAACUCGGUUGGGAUUAUUUGAAUUCGGAAGAUUUAUCAAACGUAGUCAUAGCAACUCAGAUCGGGAAUUCAAGUCACCGGAGCGAAUACUGAUAAGUUUGAUAAGCGAAAACAUAAACUCCAGAAUAAUUUUGACGGACGUAGACAACAUGGAUAAAGCUGCACUAUGUAACUUUUUUGCCAGAUGUCCACCAACAGAGAUCUUGUUGCUUUGUCUGUAAUGUUCCACAGUAUGUUAUUAAUCUUAUUUACCUCACGUCUACUCAGUUACAGGAGUAUUUAUCGCCGCUCCACAAAUCUGACCUGUAAUGUGGCCUAGUGGCGCCUAUUAUAUUAGUUUCCAUUGCAAUAGAUAAGAUUAAU
Periophthalmus magnuspinnatus is the source of this 3187-nucleotide messenger RNA. It is a transcript of the gene smo, whose product is annotated as smoothened, frizzled class receptor. Lineage: Eukaryota; Metazoa; Chordata; Actinopteri; Gobiiformes; Gobiidae. The transcript has 12 exons. Gene Ontology annotation, molecular function: transmembrane signaling receptor activity; patched binding. Gene Ontology annotation, cellular component: dendrite; cilium; plasma membrane. The coding region runs from base 371 to 2824 and encodes 817 amino acids. Gene Ontology annotation, biological process: commissural neuron axon guidance; positive regulation of smoothened signaling pathway; central nervous system development. The record is from RefSeq and is a predicted model, not a curated record.